Sphenostylis stenocarpa is the source of this 1140-nucleotide messenger RNA. Lineage: Eukaryota; Viridiplantae; Streptophyta; Magnoliopsida; Fabales; Fabaceae. The record is from the annotation of a GenBank genome assembly.
UUCAAUAUUGCCACAGAGCUGACAGAUCGUUGCAAAACAGAAGGGGAACUGGGGCUGAUUGGAAUAUUAAUUUGGAUGAGGUUCAUGGCAUGCAGGCAUCUCACAUGGAAUAAGAAUUUUAAUGUAAAACCUCGUGAAAUUAGUGAAGCGCAAGACAGGUUUACCAAUUUGCUGCAAAUAAUAUACUUGAACCAGCCAAGCAAUAGAGAGAUUGUGAGACUAAUAAUGAUGUGUGUUGGUCCUGGAGGACAGGGUGAUGCCGGCCAGAGAAUCCGCGAUGAAAUUCUUUUGAUUCAGAGAAAUAAUAACUGCAAAGCAGGCAUGAUGGAGGAAUGGCACCAAAAGUUACACAAUAAUAAUAGUCCAGAUGAUGUCAUAAUAUGUGAGGUAACCAAGUUAUCAGAACAUGCACUUUUGAAUUAUGUCAGAAGCGGGUUCAGAAUGGAUGUUAAUUGGAAAACAUUGAAUGCAAAUGGUCUAUCAAGAGAGAAACUUGCAAACUAUGGCCGCCCAAUUUUGUCAGAACCACAUUUCAGGACUGAUAUCAGAGAUAGGCUUAUACAUGACCUCACGGCAUACUUGAAGAUUCUAAAGGAUGGCAACAUUGCAAGUGCAAUUAAACAUAGUUCGGGUUUGUCAUUGAAACUGCUGAAGUUAUUGGAAUCACGCAUUGAGCUUCGCCCUGUUCUGCAAACAUCUCAUAAAAGAUUGAAAGAUAUGAUUUUCCUUGAUAUUUCUUUGGAUUCUGCUCUUGGAACCACUGCGGAAAAGGGAUUAAAGAAUGUGAACUUUGCAAACCCAUUGUGGGCAUUACAAACAAAGGCUAUACUUGACCGAUUGCAGCUAUUACUUGCUGAAAGGUCUCAGCAUUACCAAAAUCGGAUUCAACCAAGUGCUCAGUAUCUUGGUAAUUUGCUUGGACAUCCAAAAUGGACGAUUGAUAUUUUUACAGAGGAGUUGAUAAGAUCGGGAUGUUCUGCUAUUAUGUCAAUCCUCAUUAACCAUUUUGACCCCAUUCUUAGGAAAAUUGCGAAUUUAAGCUGGAAAGAAUGUGAUGUACAUGUUAUUGUAUGUAUAAUAGACUGGACUCAAUCUAUGGUUACUGACUCUUCUUCAAACCCUAACAUCACGGCAUCAUAA